AUGGUUUACUUAUGGGAUGUUUCAGAAAUUGAUGUUAAAUCCAGUGAUCUAUCGACAAGUGUCUGUUCUGUAAGGCUUCAUCCAGUUAAGUCAAUAAAUGUAUCCAGUUAUCCGAUUAUUUCAAUUGCAUUCCGAUUGCCAUCUGUUUUAAUCAAUGAACAAGAAGACCUAAUACAUGAUGAUUUGGCUAUUGGGUGUUGGGAUGGUACAAUACAUUUCUACAAUUUAUCUUCCUUAUCUAUUGUGAGGUCGCUAUCUGCAUCAACGUCACUCUGUUCACUCGCCUACUCACCAAAUGGAGGGAAUAUAUUAGCAACGUUUGAUAAAGAUGGUGUAUUAAUGCUGUGGAACGAUAACAUACUUUGGUAUCAAGGUGGUUUAAUACAAGAAUACUCUUGUUUUACAAUUGAAUAUUUCCCAUAUGAUCAAAUUGAUGAAUUAAUUCCAAACCAAUAUGGGAAGAUAUGCUUUUCGAAACCAAAUGGUCAGUACAUUUUCCAGUCAGGUGGUGGCCAAUUUUUGAAUAAUUACAUUAAUAUAUGGGAUACUGGACUAUGGGGAACCUUUGGUCCAUGGAUUAAUGUAAAACCACCUCAAAUAGGUUCAGGAAAUCCUAUAUGUGUAACUUGUUUGACAAUAUUGCCUACUUACGAACAUGUUUUAAUAGGUUGGAGUAAUGGGGAUCUGACUGUUAUUCGGGUGUUUGACGGUGGAUUAAUUCAUUAUUUGAAAGCAGCAACAGAAGAUAAUUCAUCUAUCCAGUGUAUUGCAAGUAGUUGUACAAGAUCUCUUUCAGCAUUUGAUGCAUAUCAUAUUAUUGUUGGUUAUGCAUCUGGCGCUGUACGAAUAUUUCUAUGCAUUUUAAGACCAAAUGUUAGUCCACACAAAGAUCGUUAUGUGUAUCAGUCGGCAAAUGCCAUGUCAGAGUUUCAUUUCCAACUCAUUGAUACUUUAUGGUCACAUUGUUUAAAUCAUAAUGUGAAUGGUGGAGUGCCGGAAAAUGGAGGGACAUUAUGUGUUGCAAGUGACUUCUGUGUAGCUGUUACUGGAGGUGGGAAUGCUGAGACAUGGGUUCAUUUUAUUGGUCGACGGACUGGUUGUAAAAUUAAGAAAUCUGUUUGCCUGAAAGAACACAAUUCUGCAGUAAUCGCUGUUAGUAUGGAUAACAAAUUUUUUGCGACAGCUUCUAAAAGCAGACAAUUGGCGUUGUAUAAAUUCGAUUCAUUAGAACGAACUGUAACCUUAUGGCAUUUAAUCAAUGAUGUUGGAACAGCUCCAAUCACUUCUUUCCACUUAUUACGUAUGUUCCUGGGUGUGGACACAAUCAGUGUAUCGGUGUAUAUUGGUGAUAGUAAUAGUCUACUGCAUAAUUACGCAAUAAUUGAUAAAAAGUUCCAAUUGAAACAAACAUUUGAUGCAAAUAAAUCUCCUAUAAAAUUUAUGGAACGUGUUUCGAAUCAUUUGUUCGCUGCUUCGGAUGAUGGUGAAGUUAGCGUCUGGAAGCAUGAUAAACAUGGUGCUUUGCAAUUCUCUCACCGUCUCAAUGUCUGCACAGAUAUGCCGUCAAAGAAUAAUAGUAAUAAUAGCACUUUGGAAGAAUCAUAUUAUUUGACCAGCUUUUUCAUGUUCUACGUUGGUUAUGAUUCCUUGAAAUUUGAACGAAAACUAUGCAGUCCAACUAUUGAAACAAUCGAUAAAUUGAUGAUAUCCAAGCCUGAUAAUCAACAUACUGAAUCUGAUGAUGAAGUGAAGGAUCCGGAUUCUGAAGUUACUUCACUUAGUGGAUGUUGCAUGUCAAACAGCAAUAGUUAUGUAACAGGUUCAGAUCAAAAAAUUUAUGAAUGUGGUUACAAAAUACAUAUUGAUAUUGAAGAGAGAAAUAAAACAUAUUUUAUUGCUACUGAUUAUCUGAAAGAUGAACAAUUUCAUUUGUUGAAUUCAUGUAAAAAAGGAUACAUAGUUUAUCGAGAUACAUCAUAUGAUGCAACGUAUCGUUUAUUAUAUGGUGUUAGAUUAUCAUGCAAUAAAUCGUCUGAUUGCUCACAAGUUAUUCAGGAUUUUCGUUAUCGAAUAUUUGCACCAUUCAUUCUACAAUAUCGUGGUACAUUGAAAGGACACUCAGGUCUUGUUCCAUGUACACUGACCUCUGGAUGUACCACUAAUAGUGAUGAAGAUUGUAUAGUUGCCAGUGCAUCUGGUCGAACUGUGUGUGAUGUCGGUUGUGAUAUUCGUCUUUGGAGUAUACCUUCGAAAAGGAAACUAUUGAAUUAUCAACCAAAUCAACAUUUUGGACCGAUCACAUGUUUGGGCCAAUUAAAAAUUACAGAUCACUACAGUAUCUGUAUAUCAGGUUGUAUGGAUGGGAGUGUAAUGUUUUGGUCAUUUAAGAAUUCCGAGCCGUUGGAUCUUAAACAUGUGUCAGUUGCAGACUUGACAAAUAAAAAGUCUAUAAAAUGGAAACCGUUAUUACAUGGAUUUUGUUCAGCGUUACGACCAAAAUAUGCAAUAUCCGAUAUUGCUACACAAACUUAUGUGAUGGAUGAAUCGAAACGAACAGUGCAAUAUUUGAUUUAUAUUGCUUACGGUGAAAAAUUAUGGAGAAUGCGAAUUAUAUUGGAUCAGUCGAAUAUGUCUAUGAAUGAUGUACAAAAUACUUUUGAACGAUUGUUCUCUAUGAAUGGGAAAACAGAACUCCAUUUUGCAGAAUUAGAUGUAUUCUGGUCAUCUGAAUUAGAUAUUCCUUGUUCUGAUAUUGCUAGCUUCACUGCAAGUCAUCCUAUUGUAAAAAUAUCUCCACGUUAUGCUAAACCUAAUGAAUUAGAACAAUGUGAAGUUAUUGCUGUCCUCGUCAAUGGUGAUGUAAUUGUUUUGACGAGUAAUGAGCAUGAAAAGUUUUCAUUUGAUCAAUGUAUUGUAGAAAAUGGUUUAUGGUGCUCAUCUAUAGGUACGAAUGUUGUUGGAGUUUUCACCACACGUUCAGGCAUGGCUUUUAUAUGUAGACACACUGAUGAAAGUCGUACAUUUCACCGUAUUUCUGGAUACAUGGGAUCAUGUGAAAAAGAAAUGUGGAUAAAUACAUUGAGUGUUCUAUCUACCGUACAAACAGAAGGCAGUCAUUUAUUGUAUUUGGCUGAAUGUCAUCUUAUCAAUUGUUGGAGAAUUCUCAUUUGUAAUGAAAAUGGUGAUUUGGUGACAGAUUUUACACUUGAUAAUUCAUCAAUAAAAGUUACUGGAUAUUGUGCGAAGUUACUAUCACCAACUGAAGACAAUAGUUCAACAUUGAUCUAUCUUAUAAUUGCAACAUCAGAUAAUAUUUUACGUGUUCUAGGAUGUGCAAUAAACAAUCCAAUCACAGUGGUGAAUUCAAAACAGUGGAAACAGGUUGCUAUGUAUCCAGUUGAGACAGAAAUCACUCAACUUUAUACUCUUGAUGGUGAUAGUCAAUUGAAAAUUCUUGCCGGUGAUAGACAAGGACAAAUUCAUUGUUUUACAUUAUUGUGA
Schistosoma curassoni is the source of this 3501-nucleotide messenger RNA. The record is from the annotation of a GenBank genome assembly. NCBI's taxonomy places the organism in Eukaryota, Metazoa, Platyhelminthes, Trematoda, Strigeidida, Schistosomatidae.